AUGAGCGACGAAGAAGCCCAAUCGGAUUAUUCUCCGGAGGCUAACUUAAACGGCCCGGAAACCUCUGAGGAGAAGUCAAACUUGCACGAUGGGUCUGAUAGUGAGCACUCGAAUCAGGAAUCCAACGUAUCCAACGUCGCCGAAGAUGACGGAGCAAGUGAACGUCACAAGGAAGAAAACGAGGACGUGCAGACGGCAAAAGAGCCCGAUGCACCAGAACAGCUGUCCGUAAACUCACCCGAGGAAGAUGAGUACAACCCGGAGUUGAUAGAUGAGGAAGACGCAAAGGAGCUUAGCACUCCGCUCGAAACUGCUCUUCCUGAGGACACCGAAAAACAAAUUUUCGAGCCAGUUGUGACAGCAGAGUCGACGGAAGACACUCAACCAGAAGACAAAGCAAGUGACGAAGAAAAGCAAGACCAAGUUGAAGAAGCGGAAACGAAGACGGAGAACUCACCGGCAGACGCUACACCGGAUUCGCCGCCAACUUCGGCAAAUGGCGAAGACGUGGACGUUCCCCUGUUUAACGAUGUGAUCAAAUUUUUCUUGAACAGUUCGUUGCUUAAUGAUGCUGGAUUCCAACAACUGACUCCUGCAGAGAAAGAGCGGAGAUUACUUGCUGAGUACAACAAAGCCAACAAUUCGCAUGUGAAUGUUCGAGUGAAUUUUGGAGCGACAACGUCUUAUAACAAACCCCAGAUGAGACCUGGAGAGACAUUCCAGGUGCUGGUGCCUAUCAAUCCGUUUUGUCUAAGACCUGACAUCACUCAGCCAAUGUCCUCGGAAGAGCGGUCAAGCUACGAACAAUAUUUGCGCGAUGAAGAUACAGCCUUGAGCAGUGGUAAGUGGGAUAAUUUUCCUAUUGGGUCGCGGUUGUUCAUUGGAAAUCUUGCUGUUAAUACGUUAAGCAAAGAGGAUGUCUACAGAAUUUUCCACCCCUAUGGAGAAGUGAAACAAGUCAAUCUCAAACAAGGGUUCGGCUUUGUGCAAUUCGCCAAGGCGGAAGAGUGUUCACGGGCCAUCGAAGGAGAAAAAAAUGUUCCACUCCAUAACAGAUUCAUGCACUUGCAGGUUUCGAAACACCAGAUCCAACGAGCAAUGGAGCAGCAAGGAAAGAAUACCGGCUCCAAGAGUAACAGGGGGAGAUCUAGAUCUCCAGAUGGCGGUCACAACAAAAAUCGGUCUAGGUCUCCGAUCAACGAAACGGAAGUCAAGGUCAUCACUUCAAACGAUUCCACGCCUGAGUUGAAUAACAAAAUAUUGAAAAGACUCAAACAGGAUGGACUAUCUUUGGAAACUGAACACUUCGAUUUGCCCGUCUCGGAAGUUCCGCAAGAAGCAAGCACGUCUGCCGCAUAUAAGGGCGUCCUUGCUGUCGUAAUCCCUCAUCACGAUAAGCUGGACAUGAUGAUCUACGAAAAAACUUCCGACGGUGGCAUUAGAUUCGAUGAGUACGCCGAAAUCUCCAUAAACGAGGCUAUCGAGCUAAUUUUAAGUGCCAAAGCGAAGCGUUUUGCUUCCACCUCGCGGGAGCAUCAAUCAAGAGGCCGCUCGAGACAAAACAAUGGUGGCCAAAACCGCCAAUCAAAAACAAGCAACCAAGCUCUGUACAGCUCGCGCAACGGUAAACAACAACAUCAACAAAACUCUGGAGCUGGAAGGUAUGGCAAUUCCAGACACAACCACCAGUAUCCUACAGCGUAUGCCACUGGCAGUAAUGCACAACCUUUUGUGCCCCGCCCAGGGUACGGCACGCCUACUCCUCCACCUGCACCGUAUGGGAUAUCGAGUAAUGUGGGAUUCGCUCCUUCCUAUCCAGGUUAUCAGCAGCAAUUGUAUCAGCAGAUGGGUAUGCCACAAGUUCCUCCACCUCAGCAACAAGGAAACCAAGCACAACUAUUACAAACCAUGCAAAAUAUGGACCCUACAACCCUGCAAAAUGUCUUGUCCUUGAUGCAGCAGAUGCAAACUCAACAACCUGUAAGUAACCAACAAACCUCGAUGCCGCAAGGAAACGCUUUAUCCGGCCUCUUGAAUCAGUUGCAGAACUCUGCACCGGGUAACGCCCCACCUGCACCAUCAUACUCUGGCUCGCUAAACCAGCCUUCUCAGCCUAGUAAUUCCAACAAUUCCGGUGGUUCGAGCAACAAUAAUCAGGAUCAGACUAACGACUUGUUUGAAACCUUGGCCAGACUGAAGAAUAAUAUGUGA
This is a messenger RNA of Ogataea haglerorum, 2211 nucleotides long. RefSeq lists its product as uncharacterized. The transcript has a single exon. Bases 1 to 2211 code for a protein of 736 amino acids. Lineage: Eukaryota; Fungi; Ascomycota; Pichiomycetes; Pichiales; Pichiaceae. The record is from RefSeq and is a predicted model, not a curated record. Gene Ontology annotation, molecular function: RNA binding.